AUGGCGAAAGUGACUUCGAUGAAAGCAGUGCGGACUAAAUACCGGAACAUACUUGACAAGGAAAACACUAAUGCCAAGGUAAUAGCUUCUUCUGAUAUUAAUAAAACUGAUUUGAACAUUUGGUUACAAGGAGCAGGCAUGUGUUUAAGUCUUUUGAAGACUUACAGUGUUAAGUUAGAGGAGCAAAUGGGAAAAUUAAGUACUGCACUGAUGGAGAAAGAAACUGAGUUGGCAGAAGAAAUAGUUGACGACGACUGUCACUUAAUAUUUGAGACAGAGAAAAACAUUUUUGAUUUGAAACAAUUAAUUGAUAUAGUUCAGAAUGAAAAAUUGAAAAGCGAAACGGAAGCUGCAAAGCAUAUAGAUAAAGAUAGUGAUAAAAAGAUGCAAGAAGAAAUGCAUAAGAUGAUAAUGAUACAGUUAGAGCAACAAAGAGAAUUCUUUGAGAGACAAGAUAAAAAGAUCAGUGCAGAUAAGGAUUCAGUAAAGUUACCUAAGCUUGAUUUGUUUUCCUUUAACGGAAAUAAGUUACAGUGGGCUGCUUUUUGGGACACUUUUGAAUGUACGGUUCAUAAGAACAAGAAAUUAUCUAACAUAGAGAAAUUCAGUUAUUUACUGAAUAAGCUUUAUGGAGAAGCUAAACGUGCUGUGGCUGGCUUAGCUUUAACCAAUGAAAACUAUGCUCUUGCUGUUGGAAUACUUAAAGAAAGAUUUGGCAAUGAGCAAGAAAUAGUUGAUAUGCAUUAUAAUGAACUCAUGAAUGUUCCUCUUGCAAAGAAUAAUGUGGAAAGUCUUACUCAUUUUGUGGAUUCUAUUGAAAAACAUUUGAGGAGUUUGGAAGUACUAAAAGAAAAUGUAAACCAACAUGUUUUUGUGUCAAUGAUUAGAUCAAAGUUGCCACAGGAAGUUUUACGACAGCUUGAACUAAAGAAAGGAAGUAAAACAAAAUGGACAGUGCAAAUUCUUCGAGAAGAAUUGCAAGAAUAUGUGACUGCUUGUGAACAUUCAAAGGUUAAGGCAACGGAUAACAACAAUGAACAAAGACAAAGACGUGAUGAUAAACACACGUUACACAAUGCUAGACAACGAGGUGAUUUCAAAACGAGUUACAGACAGAGUGAUAAUAGACAAGGGUCUUUUGUUAACAAGCCACAGAAUUCAUCAGAACCUACAUUUACAAGCAAUGUGGCCAAUACAAAAAAGACUCUUUGGAAGAGUAAUCAAUGUCGAUUCUGCGACAAAAAUCAUUACAGUGAUGAAUGUCCUAAGUAUCGUUCAAUUGAUGAAAGGCAGAAACGAAUAAAAGGGAGUUGUUUUAAAUGUUUGAGAGAUAACCAUAUCACAAGUGAGUGCAAAUGGAAUAAAACAUGUGUUCAUUGUGGGGAACAAAAUGCACAUCAUCGAAGCUUAUGUCCGAAGAAAUUUAAAUAUAUAACAAAACUUGAAAGUGCAAAGCUUUCUGAAGAAGUAUAUACUGUGAGCAAAAUGGAUGCUACACCCAUUGAAAACGCUAUGGUUUCUUCGUCAGAAAUGGUGUUAAUGCAAACAGCAAGUACGUAUGUAAAGAAUCCAAAAUCGUCUGUGUCGCAACAUGUCCGUAUUCUUUUGGAUUGUGGUUCUCAACGGACUUACAUUACACAAAGGUUAGCAGACGCGUUGGGUUUAAAAGGUGAAAAAGAGGAGAACAUAAGUUUAAUCACAUUUGGUAAUGAAAAUCCAACAGUGAUAAAAACAAAAUCUACUACUUUGUGCUUAAAGUUGAAUGAUGGAACUUUUAUGGAAAUACAAGCAAAUAUAGUUCCAGUGAUAAGUGGAAAUAUUGAGAGAAAACAAUUAGACUUCACAACUCACGAAAAUUGGAAACAUCUUGUGAAAAGCUUAGAUCUAGCGGAUACAAUUCCAAAUGAGAAUGAACAGACGAGUAUUGAACUAUUGAUUGGCAAUGAUUACUAUUUAGACAUCAUUAUGUCUCAAAGAAUAGAGAUUGAACCAGGAUUAUACCUCUUAGGAUCAAAAUUAGGAUGGAUUUUAACUGGAAGAACAAAAAAUAACGAUGUUUAUAGUGAAAGUGUUAGUAUGUUCAUACUUACAUAUGGUAACAAUAUUAUAGAGAGAAGUUGUUUUCAGUGUGUUGAUGAUACAAUCAAAUCCAAACCUGAUCUUCAGGAUUUUUGGAAUAUAGAGGCUAUCGGUAUUACAGAUAACCCUUCACUUUCAGAUGAUAAAAAAGCAAUGUCAAAUUUUCAAAAUACUUUGACUUUUAAAGACAGUAGAUAUCAAGUCACCUGGCCAUGGCGAGAAGAAAAUCCCCCUCUACCAGUGAAUAGAGAACUAGCAUACGGUAGAUUAAAAUCGUGUGUAAAAAGAAUGAGAGAUAAACAUGAUCUUAUGACAAAGUAUGACAAGGUUAUUAAAGAUCAGCUUCAAAAAGGAAUCAUUGAAAAAGUUGAUGACACAAUGAUCGAAGGAAAAAAGCAUUAUAUACCUCACCAUGCAGUUCUCACGCUGCAAAAAACAACAACAAAACUUCGUGUUGUGUAUGAUGCUUCAGCAAAAACAAAACCCGAUUACAAAAGUCUUAACGAGUGCUUAUUACGAGGUCCUGUCAUGUUACAUGAUUUGUGUGGAAUUCUAAUGCGAUUCAGAUUACAUGAAAUAGCAUUGAUAUCAGAUAUAGAAAAGGCUUUUCUACAAAUUGGACUUCAAGAAAGUGAAAGAAACGUCACGCGGUUCAUGUGGAUUAAAGACCUUCAAAAUCUUACUGUAAGUCCAAACAAUAUUCAAGAAUACAGAUUUUGUAGGGUACCCUUCGGAGUGAUAUCAAGUCCUUUUCUUUUAGGAGCAACUAUAGAAUCACAUCUUGGAACGUAUACAAGUGACAACGCAGUCAAACUUACACAGGACAUUUACGUAGAUAACAUUAUUACGGGAACAAAUAGUGAAAGUGAAGCCAUUGAAUUCUAUAAAGAAGCAAAAUCAAUGUUUAAUGACGCCUCUAUGAAUUUAAGAGAAUGGUUAUCAAAUAACGAUACAGUAAAUGGAUGUUUUACUGAGGAUGACAGAGCAGAAAGUAAAGAAACAAAUGUGUUAGGACACGUUUGGAAUCAUAAGAAUGAUACAUUAGUAAUCAGACAGCCAAAAUUGUUUGACACUGAAAAAAGUGUAACAAAAAGAGUCAUUUUAAAAGCAAUUGCCUCAGUGUUUGACCCAUUAGGUUUAUUCUCUCCUGUUUUGUUGAAGGGGAAGGUUCUACUCCAAAAAUUAUGGAGCAGAAAAGUUGACUGGGAUGAUCCUGUAAUAGAUGAUGAUAUCAAUAAAGAAUGGUUAUCUUUACGAUUUGACAUGGAAAGACUUUCAAGAUACCCAAUCAAUAGAUGUGUUAGUCUAAAAACAAACCAAAAGGAUAUUACUUACAGAUUGAUGUGUUUUUGUGAUGCGUCUUCGGCUGCGUAUUCAGCAGCUAUUUAUCUUCAUCAAGCACAUAAGAGCCAAUUUAGAGUGAAUCUCAUGUUUGCUAAAUCGCGUUUAGCUCCUAUUAAAGGAAUGACAAUACCACGUUUAGAGUUAAUGGCAGUCCUCAUUGGCAUGCGGUGUCUUAAGUUUGUUACAGAACAAUUACAUUUAUCUAUAGUUCAUAAAUAUUUGUGGACGGAUUCAAAGUGUGUAUUGGAUUGGAUAAAUUCAGAUAAGCAUCUUCCAGUCUUUAUUAGGAACAGAGUAGAAGAAAUAAAAGUCCAUAAAGACAUAACAAUAUCAUAUGUGAAAACUCAGGAAAACUCGGCUGAUGUUGCUACACGUGGAUCAACCUUGGAAGACUUAUACGGAAAUCAGAAAUGGUGGAAUGGUCCAAGUUGGUUGUUACGAGAUUUUGAGGCCUAUGUGAAAGAUCCCUUGACAUGUUUAGAAAAUGAUCAUAUUGACACUUUGGAAAACGAAACUAACAUGAUUAGUGUGAACAAAACAAAAAAUAAGAUUUAUACGAGUGGAUCUCCCCCUUUUCAAAUAGAUAUAGAAGCUUACUCCUCAUUGACAAGACUUCUUCGUGUGACUGCUCUUGUUAUACGCUUUGUUAAAAAACUUAGGAAAGAACCUAGCGAAAAUGGAACACUGAAGACAGAAGAAAUACAAAACGCCGAAAACAAGUGGUUACUCCAUAUUCAGAGAAAACAUUUUCUAGAUGUGUUUGAAGGAUUCGCAAAAGGAAAGCCAACAAAUUUACAAACUCAGUUGGGACUUUAUAUUGAUGAAUACGGUAUAUUGAGGAGCAAAGGAAGACUUGAACAUUCUUGUCUCACUGAAGGAGCAAAGUAUCCUAUUCUUCUUCCAAGUAAAGAUAAAUUUACAUCACUUAUUGUUGAAAAGACACACAAACAGUUCUUACAUACUGGUGUGUCCCAGACACUUUCUGGAGUACGCAACAAAUAUUGGAUCCCUCAUGGUCGCACAACAGUUCGGCAUACUGUUAAAGCAUGUAAUGUUUGUCGUCGUUACGAAGGAAGUCCUUACAAAAUGCCAUCAAUGCCAUCAAUACCAAAGAUGAGAGUUAAUAAAUCUAGACCAUUUAGUUACACAGGGUUGGAUUAUAUGGGGCCGUUACUCAUAAAAAGUUACGUUGGAUCUAAAAAAGUAUGGAUAUGUUUAUUUACAUGUCUUGUUACGAGGGCAAUUCAUCUUGAGAUAGUUUUAGAUAUGACAACAGAAGAAUUCUUAAUGUGUAUCCGACGAUUCAUAUCGCAAAGAGGAACACCUCUUCAAAUAAUUAGUGAUAAUGCGGCUCAAUUCAAGUCAGCAAGUUCCGUUAUCAAUAAGAUAUGGUGCAAUGUUAUACAUGAUGAAGAUGUCCAAAGUUAUGUUUCAACCGCUGGCAUUCAUUGGUCUUUUAUUGUAGAACUCGCCCCAUGGAUGGGUGGGUUCUAUGAAAGGCUUGUUGGCAUAGUGAAAAAAGCAUUAAGAAAGGCUAUAGGUAGGAAACUGCUCAGUUUGAUUCAAAUUCAAACGCUACUUAAAGAAGUUGAAUCUGUGGUCAAUUCAAGACCAUUAACAUAUAUAGGUGAUGACAUUAAUUCAAAUAUCACGUUGACACCGAAUCACUUUCUUACUUUAAAUCCCACAACUGGCAUACCUGAAGAACAAUUUGAUGAAAAAGAUGUUGAUUACAUACCUAUUGAAAGUACUCAAAAUAACUUAUUGAAGAUAUGGAAAAAGGGACAAAAAAUAUUAAAUUCAUUUUGGAGAAUAUGGAGAGAAGACUACGUCAUGAGUCUUCGUGAAAGAAUGCAAUCUUCUCUUAAAUCAGGAAAAAUGAAGUCUCUAUUGCAAGCAAAUAUAGGAGAUACGGUUUUGAUAAAAGAUGAUUUACCUAGAGGAUGCUGGAGACUCGGUUUGAUUAUUGAACGUGUGAUAAGCCAUGAUGGUAAUAUACGCUCUGUAAAGGUAAAAUUAGCUUCUGGUAGAGUUUUGAAUAGACCAUUGAACUUGCUUUACCCACUAGAAUGUUCACAUCAAGAACAGGAUCAAACUAGGUCGGAUUCGACUAUAUGUGAUAGAAAAACGUAUGAAAUACUAAGGCCAGUACGCGAGGCGGCUAUUCGAGCGAAACAGAAGAUAAAAAGUGUUUAUCUAUGA
Messenger RNA from Ruditapes philippinarum (Manila clam), 5625 nucleotides. RefSeq lists its product as uncharacterized. The coding region runs from base 1 to 5625 and encodes 1874 amino acids. Gene Ontology annotation, biological process: DNA integration. The record is from RefSeq and is a predicted model, not a curated record. Gene Ontology annotation, molecular function: nucleic acid binding. The transcript has a single exon. NCBI's taxonomy places the organism in Eukaryota, Metazoa, Mollusca, Bivalvia, Venerida, Veneridae.